CUUAAGAAAAGAGAAACAGAACAAAAUCUCUGCCUCCUUUAAGGCUUUCUUCCUUCUCGUUGUCUCUGUUCAUUUCUACACUCCUCAGAUCUGCAGAGAUGGAGACUUUCCUAUUCACCUCAGAAUCUGUGAAUGAAGGGCAUCCCGACAAGCUCUGUGAUCAGGUGUCGGACGCCAUCCUCGAUGCUUGUCUGGAACAAGACCCAGAGAGCAAAGUAGCAUGUGAGACCUGUACCAAGACUAACAUGGUCAUGGUAUUUGGUGAGAUCACGACCAAGGCUCAGGUUGACUACGAGAAAAUAGUCAGAGACACUUGCAGAGGGAUUGGGUUCACAUCAGCUGAUGUUGGUCUUGAUGCUGACAACUGCAAGGUCCUUGUCAACAUCGAGCAACAAAGCCCCGAUAUCGCUCAGGGGGUUCAUGGUCACCUCACAAAGAAACCCGAGGAGAUUGGAGCCGGAGACCAAGGACACAUGUUUGGCUAUGCUACCGACGAGACCCCUGAGCUUAUGCCAUUAACCCAUGUCCUCGCCACUAAGCUCGGUGCCAAGCUCACUGAGGUUAGAAAGAACAAGACUUGUCCAUGGUUGAGGCCCGACGGUAAGACCCAAGUGACCGUUGAGUACAAAAACGAGGGUGGAGCCAUGAUUCCUGUUCGGGUUCACACCGUUCUCAUCUCAACCCAACACGAUGAAUCUGUCACCAAUGAGCAAAUUGCUUCCGAUCUGAAAGAACAUGUGAUUAAGCCUGUCAUACCAGCUCAAUACCUUGAUGACAAAACCAUUUUCCACCUAAACCCGUCUGGCCGUUUUGUCAUUGGUGGACCUCACGGUGAUGCAGGGCUCACUGGAAGAAAGAUCAUAAUUGAUACUUACGGUGGAUGGGGAGCCCAUGGAGGAGGUGCCUUCUCUGGCAAAGACCCUACCAAAGUUGACAGGAGCGGUGCAUAUAUCGUGAGGCAAGCUGCCAAGAGUGUUGUGGCUUCAGGCCUUGCACGGCGUUGCAUUGUACAGGUAUCCUAUGCCAUUGGAGUGCCUGAACCGUUAUCUGUGUUCGUGGACACUUACGGGACCGGGAAGAUUCCAGACAUGAAUAUAUUGGCUCUGAUAAAGGAAAGUUUCGACUUUAGGCCGGGAAUGAUUUCCAUUAACCUCGAUCUGAAGAGAGGAGGCAAUGGCAGGUUCCAGAAGACUGCAGCCUAUGGCCAUUUUGGCCGUGAUGAUCCAGAUUUCACUUGGGAAGUUGUUAAACCUCUCAAACCAAAGGCUUGAGUUCUCAUGAGAAUCUGUCUUUUUCCAUUACCUGAAACUCGAGAACUUCAAAGCUCGGGUUCUGGAAAUGGAAGAGCAAUCUGCUUUCAUUUAUUUGCUCUAUAUAAUUCUUCUGUAUUCGACUCUUAAGUUGUUUCCUUGACAGUUUUAGCAUUGGUUUAGCUGUUGCUGAGAAUUCUGCAAAGGCAAUCAGUAUGUUUUGAUCAAAUUCCAGUUUGAAUGAAGCAAUUUCUCUUCGAAAUA
Molecule: messenger RNA, 1514 nt
Organism: Tarenaya hassleriana
Lineage: Eukaryota; Viridiplantae; Streptophyta; Magnoliopsida; Brassicales; Cleomaceae
Product: S-adenosylmethionine synthase 4
Exons: 2
Coding region: 99-1271 (390 amino acids)
Biological process (GO): S-adenosylmethionine biosynthetic process
Cellular component (GO): cytosol
Molecular function (GO): ATP binding; methionine adenosyltransferase activity
Source: RefSeq, a predicted model, not a curated record